AUGAGUGGUGCUUCGACGCCUCGAGGGAAUCGGAGCCCUCCUCCUGAUGGCCAGCAGUCGUCAGGUCCUCAGGGCGUAACUGCCUUUGGCAUUCGCUUUGUACGGCAAUACUAUGGUGGAAUGCUGGACGACCCAAAGAAGAUUUGUCCUCUGUACGAACCAACGUCUCUCAUGACGGACGGCUUAGGCACGGAACCGACGGAAUCUGUGCCCUACGAAACGGACUACAAAAGCAAUCCGGAGAAACUGAAGGAUCGAUUUUCAAUGCCAGAUUUUGCCUUUCGCCUAGAACUGGGACACGGUGCCAUUGAUGCUCAGCAAAGUGUCAAUGGUGGAGCUCUCUUGGUUGUCACUGGAAAGGUCGCUUACACUCCCAUUGCCACGGAAGACGAGGAUGCUGCUGUGGAUGAUCCCAUCUGGAAGAGUUUUGUUCAUACCUUCUUUCUGUUGCCUCGUACGGCAGGAACCAAAAAGAGCUGGUACGUCCACAACGAUAUUCUACGCUUCCUCAAGGACACGGCAGAAGUCGUUCCUCCUCCUGUUGUUGCUGAGGCUCCGCCUCCAGUCGUCGCCACGGAACCUGUACCUGUAGCUGCUCCCCCAGUCGUUAGCGAACCAGCUCCUGAACCAGUUCCUCCUGAGCAGCCAGCACCCCCUGCUGUUCCUGAGCAACCAACACCACAACAAACACCAGCCCCUCCAGAAGUAGUUGUAGAAGAACCUAAGGUAGUGGAAGAAGAAAAGAAACCCGUGGUGGAGGCUGCUUCUCCUGUUCCGCCUGUCGAGGAAGUGGAGGAGGAGGCGCCUGGUGGAGGCGUGGAAGAGACCAAGGAGGAACUGCCAACCCCACCACCCAAGCCGGCAAAAGCUGACAAACCCAAGAAGGAGAACAACAAAGCUGCAAAGAAGGAAGAGUCUGAAAAAGAACAGCAACCCUCCAAUAGGAAGGGCAACAAAAAAAUCAAAGAGAUUGCCACAGUCGCAGAUGCUGGGCGCAAAUCUCCUGUUCCACCUCCAUCGCCUGCCCCAAAGCCUCCACCUGGAUCAUGGGCCAGCUUGGUGGCCGGGGCGCCGGCGGCUUCUGCUGCCGUCAAGACAGCCCCUCCGCCUACAGCUGUCAAACCUCCACCCAAACCUCCCAACCUACCCGACAACACCAAAGAAUCCGAUGUUUUGGGAGUCUUUGAACCCUUUGCGGGACAAACCAAAUCUCGGGUGGUGGGCAUUACUGUGGCAGCUCAUCGUGGCAUUGCGUUUGUGGACUACGACUCCAUUAAUCCUGUCAUGAAAGCUGUCAGUCAACACAAAGAAGAACCCAUUCGUUUGAUGGGAAGGAUCCUGGAGGUGGAUCAAAAGACGGCGGAGCAACGAGCUCGCCGAGAAGCGCAGCAACGUCGUGGAGGAGGAGGCGGAAACUACCGCAGUGGGUCGCCAAGUCACAACAAUGGCGGAUCCAAUCGAUAUGGCGGUGGUGGUGGUGAUGGCAGAAGAGGAGGAGGAGGCCACCGACGUCGUGAUGGUGGCGGCAGAGGAGACCGCGGUGGUGGUGGAAUGGGUGGUCGAGGUGGACGCGGCGGCAGGUAA
This is a messenger RNA of Seminavis robusta, 1584 nucleotides long. NCBI's taxonomy places the organism in Eukaryota, Bacillariophyta, Bacillariophyceae, Naviculales, Naviculaceae. The record is from the annotation of a GenBank genome assembly.